GUAAAUUAAUUAAAGACAGAACAUAACCUCCUUUGAUUUUCUCUCUCUCUAUCCAAACCAAACACCAUUUCUGAGAUCUUCUAGCUUUUAGGGAGAAAAGAUGCAGACAAGAUAUAUGGAGAGGACUAAUAGUAUGAGAGAAAAGAGAAAGCUGGAGGAAGAUGAUAAUAACAAUCAGCAGCAGCAGCCUGAGCGUAAAAGACCCGCUCUUGCAAGUGUAAUCGUGGAAGCCCUUAAGAUGGAUAGCUUACAGAGACUCUGCUCGUCUUUGGAACCGAUUCUUCGCCGAGUGGUAAGCGAAGAGGUGGAGAGAGCAUUAGCGAAGCUAGGCCCUGCGAGAGUUAGCGAAAGGUCUUCUUCUUCUCCUAAACGAAUACAAGGCAUCGGUGGUAGGAACCUGCAGCUGCAGUUCAGGUCUAGACUCUCUGUUCCUCUGUUCACCGGAGGGAAGGUAGAAGGAGAGCAAGGCGCUGCCAUCCACGUUGUGCUCUUAGACGCCGCAACAGGACGUGUGGUGACGGUAGGACCUGAAGCUUCCGCCAAGCUCGAUGUCGUUGUGCUUGACGGCGAUUUCAACAAUGAGGAUGAAGAAGGCUGGACUGAAGAAGAGUUCGAGAGCCAUUUGGUGAAAGAGCGGCAAGGGAAGAGGCCUCUUCUAACCGGUGACGUGCAGGUGACGUUGAAAGAAGGCGUGGGGACGUUAGGAGAGCUUAUCUUUACAGACAACUCGAGUUGGAUAAGGUGCAGAAAGUUCAGGCUGGGGUUGAAGGUCUCUUCUGGUUGCUGUGAAGGGAUGCGUGUGCGCGAGGCGAAGACAGAAGCUUUCACCGUCAAGGACCACCGUGGAGAGUUGUACAAGAAACAUUAUCCACCUGCUUUGGAUGAUGAAGUCUGGAGGUUGGAGAAGAUUGGUAAAGACGGAGCUUUCCAUAAGAAGCUGAACAAAGCAGGGAUCUACAAUGUUAAAGAGUUUCUACGUCUUAUGGUUAAAGACUCUCAGAAGCUAAGGACUAUUCUUGGGAGUGGAAUGUCAAACAGGAUGUGGGAGACACUUGCAGAGCAUUCAAAGACAUGUGUCUUGAGUGAAAUGCUUUACGUCUAUUAUCCUGAGGACUCAGUUGGUGCUGUCUUCAACAAUAUCUAUGAGUUUAGUGGUCUUAUUUCAGGGAAGCAGUACUAUCCUGCUGAUUCUCUUUCUGACAACCAAAAGGGUUAUGUUGAUGCAUUGGUGAAGAAAGCUUAUGAAAACUGGGAUCAGGUUGUUGAGUAUGACAGCAAGUCACUGAUGAACUUCAACCAAGUUAGCAAGACUGCUGAGUUGGAUUACUCAAUGCCAGUUUCUGUUACUACAAGCCAACCUUCUACAUCUUAUUCAGACAUAACCGGUGAAGCAUCAGUGUACAAUCAGAUUCAGGCUGAUACUACCUCUUACAUGCACUAUGGGAACACUUCAUUUGCACCUCAAGACCAGCUAGUUAGCAACACUCAUGAGUCACAAGGCAUGAUGAGUGGCAAUGGUGGUGGGAGAUUAGCACUAGGUCCACCCCAAAACCAACACUUGGUUCAGCCUCAUACUGAGAUGAACCCUUUUAAUGAUUGGUCUAACACGGGAAACAGAGGAGGUGAUGGGUUUUUAUCAGAGGAAGAGAUAAGGGCUAGAAGUAAUGAAAUGCUUGAGAACGAUGAUAUGCAGCAUCUGUUGAGACUCUUUAGCAUGAAUGGUGGUGGUGGUCCUCAAACUCCGAUGAACAUGCAGGAAGACGGGUUUGGGUUUCACUCUUUUGGCCAGUCUUCAAUGGGUGAUUAUGGAGAGGAACGUUCACAGUCUGGUAAGCCUGUUGUUGGAUGGCUGAAGAUCAAAGCAGCUAUGAGAUGGGGCUUCUUCAUCAGGAGGAAAGCUGCUCAGAGACGUGCGCAGAUUGUUCAACUCGACGAGGACGAGUAGGUUCAGAAACUAAGAGUUUCCCAGAAGAAGUAAGUAAGUCUUUUGUGGUGGUUUCUUCUUCUUGUGGAGCUUCAUUUGUAUAGUGUAAGCUUUUCUUCUUUCUCUUCUUGCUUGUGCUUUAUAUUUAAUCUCUACGUUGACCAGUUUAUUUUCAAGAAACUACAAACCUGUUGUUGUAAUUUAUUUUCUCAGUUGUGUGUUAUUGUGCUACUUGGGAUUUGUUUUUUGGGAAGAUUGAUGAGACUGGACUCUAAUCUC
This is a messenger RNA of Raphanus sativus (radish), 2203 nucleotides long. Its product is annotated as calmodulin-binding protein 60 C. The record is from RefSeq and is a predicted model, not a curated record. Gene Ontology annotation, cellular component: nucleus. NCBI's taxonomy places the organism in Eukaryota, Viridiplantae, Streptophyta, Magnoliopsida, Brassicales, Brassicaceae. Gene Ontology annotation, molecular function: sequence-specific DNA binding; calmodulin binding; DNA-binding transcription factor activity. Bases 101 to 1945 code for a protein of 614 amino acids. The transcript is spliced from 7 exons. Gene Ontology annotation, biological process: regulation of salicylic acid biosynthetic process.